Messenger RNA from Dentiscutata heterogama, 957 nucleotides. The record is from the annotation of a GenBank genome assembly. NCBI's taxonomy places the organism in Eukaryota, Fungi, Glomeromycota, Glomeromycetes, Diversisporales, Gigasporaceae.
UAUACAAUCGGUAAAACGAUUAGACAAGAAGAUUACUCUGUAAUCAAAGAAGCUCAACAUAUAGAGACUAAGAAAACUUAUGCCGUAGAAGUCGUUAGCAAAAAAUUCCUACAAAAUCGAACACACAUUAUUCGUAAUGAAAUUUCUGCUUUGAAAAAAAUCUCUCAGGGCCACAGAAAUAUAUUAUCGCUACACGACUAUUUUGAGACUGAAAAUAAUCUAUAUCUAGUCACCGAUUUGACACUUGAUGGCGGGCUUCUUGAACGCAUCUAUGAAGAUGGUGGUUAUUUUGAACAUGAUGCAGUUAAUAUUGCUAAAAAUAUAACAGAAGCUAUUGCAUAUUUACAUGAUUAUGGUGUUAUUCAUAGAGAAAACAUCCUUUUCAGAACGAUUGAUAAUAAUUCUGAAUUAGUUAUUACUGGCUUUGGGUUAUCUCAAAUUAUUGAUCCUGAAAAAUUUGAUGUUCUUACUACUAUAUGCGUUAAUCCUGCUUAUGUGGCACCUGAAGUUCUUAAAGAGCUUGAUCAUGGUAAACCAGUAGAUAUGUGGGCUAUAGGUGUAAUCACUUACUUUUUACUAAGUGGCAACAUUCCUUUUGGGGAUGGUGAAUUGAUGGCUAUUAUUCAAGCUGAUUAUAGUUUCGAACCUCAAGAAUGCUGGGAAAGAAUAUCUGAAAGAGCAAAAGAUUUUAUUAGUAAAUUAUUAAAUGUUGAUCCUGAUAGCCGUUUAACUGCUCAUCAAGCACUUAAUCAUUCCUGGUUUUGUGAACCUUUACCUAGUCAAAUUGAUGAUCCACCUCGUCGCUUUAAUGCUCAUAGAAUUUUCAAAAAAGCUGUUAAUACUAUUAGAAUAGUCAACGAUCUCUCUCAUGCAAAUAGUUCGAAUAUUGUUAAUUUAUUAGAAGAGUCUAGAAAGGAUGCGGAUGAAAAUGUUGUUGACAUACUAUUUAUUGAAUAA